Molecule: messenger RNA, 195 nt
Organism: Dentiscutata erythropus
Lineage: Eukaryota; Fungi; Glomeromycota; Glomeromycetes; Diversisporales; Gigasporaceae
Source: the annotation of a GenBank genome assembly
GCCAACACUGCCCAGAAGAGACUCUCCUUCUUGGUACCAAUUGGUUUGAAAAGCCAAUCUUUGUUAGUCAGUAAUAGUAAGGAAGUGGAAGACCUAAACAACCUGUUAGAUAAACUUGAACUUGAGAAAGAAGAGUUAGACAAAUACAAGACCUAUUAUUUGGAAAAAAUAGAGUUAGAUGAAGAGGAAAAAUAA